AUGUUUGGUUAGAUACUUUUGCCACAAUGUCAAGAAUAUUGUGUUGGUAUAUACAAGUGAGAGUGCUACCACUCAAUGGGUUAACAUUUGUUAUUUGUUAAUAUUUAUAGCUAAACCAGAUCGCCGUUUAGUACUCUUCUAUCUUGCCAAUGACAUCAUUCAGAACAGUCGAAAGAAAGGGAAGGAGUUCUCACAAUCAUUCAGCAAAGUCUUGGGUGACGCUAUGCAAUAUUUACGGUAUGUGCUGGAAGAUUUUCAAAUAAAUAUAGUGCUCAGAAUGCAGGGCUUCAAAUUUCCUGUAGUAAUGUACCCCUUUUUGGAAAAUCUCCACUCCUAACAAAUGAGACCAGAUCUGCCCCUGAUAUAUUCUAGACCUGCAGUUCCCUAUCAAAAAACAUCAGAUAGAUAUCAAUAUUUCUGAUAGACAUUUAUUAUCAAACUGUCAUAGAGGGACAAAGAAUUGUUGUGGAAUUGCCUCAGACUGAAACAUAUUGAUUAUUCAUUCACAACAAUUUGUCAUUGUAUAAUUUAUAUCUAAUUUCUGUUUUGUUGGCAAUAAUAUCUAGGGAUACUUCAAUUCGACCAUCUGUUGAGAGGGUGUUAAAAAUCUGGCAAGAGAGAAAAGUAUUUCAGAAAGAUAUGGUUCAGAAGCUACUGGACCAGUUGAAUAAUGGUACUGUUUCAUGUUUGUUCUAUUUCUUUAGUUCAUACUGUGAUAUAAUCUUAAACGAUUGGCCAGUGUAGGUAGUGGCAAUAAUAAGAAAGCUUUAGAUUGAUAGGGAUGCAACUACCUGAAAAAAUACAAGCAGAACUUCAACGAACAACCUUCUUAGGGAAGCUCAAAAUGUUGAAGUUCUCCUUGUAUUUUUCAGGCAGUUGCAUCCGCUUUCAAAGCUUUCAUACUGUGUUAUUCUGCUGCCCAUUUUAAGUUGCAGUACCCACAUAUGCCCUACUUUAUUAUUUUACUCUGUCUAACUCCAGACAAUUUUACUUGUCAAGGGGAGAGUGCUGUUAAUUAAGGCCUGUUUACACCAGUGAACUGUAAUAACACUGGAACGCUAACUGCAGAUAAACAUGCCCAUACUUGCCUGAAGCCAAAAUGGCGCUUCUCGCGAGCACGGCCAGCAAUAAAUUAACUUUCAAAAGGACUGGGGAGAGUUUUGAGGAGCGGGAAAUUCAGUCAAAAGUUUGUUUUUGAGCGAAAAUCAGCAAGAAAAAGUACUUUUUUAUCAAAAGGCUUCAACUUUAAAGAUUCAAACCUGGUUUCCUGGAUAGUUCUAAGUAUUUUACAUCCACUAACAGCAAAAACGUCCUGGGUAACAGCUUGAUAUUCAAAAUAUUACACAAGUUUGAACGUGCCGAAAAAAACUUCGCACUUUGACUCCUGAAAAAAGAACUUUAUAACUGUUCUGGAAACAUGUUUUGUAUUAAAUUUCAGGUAUUGUUGAAAGUUUUUAGCUUUUUUCCUUGUUGAAGUACAGCUAUUUAGUGGUUGAAAACAGACAUCUUUUUGGUGGCGUAUUUUCCACUCCAUACGUACAUGGCGGCGGCCUUCAAUUUGGCUUCAAAGAUGGCCGCCAAGUUAUCGUUCCAGUUCCCUUAGAGUUCACUGGAGUACAUGUACCCUCAUCUGAACAUUCAUAACUCAUACACUCGUUCACAUCCAUCAGAACAAGAAAAUAGCAGCACAAAUUGCAAGUGUAAACAAGUCUUUAGGUAGAAAAAAAUGUCACGUAUAUAAUGUUGUAUUUGUUUUUCAAAUAUAUCAAAUCCCUAUCCACUGUAGUGUCUGCAAAACCUAAACCCAAACCAAAACCUGAAGUCAGUGUUCCUAAGAAGGAAAAUGACAAGGUCAAGAAGGAAAAGAAGACUAAGCGUCCAGUUCCUGUAAAUUUCAAGGUAUGUAUCAUUUGUACAAAUCUUUUUUGGUGGUUAGAUCAUGUGCCAGGAUUUUAUUUUAUUUGCAUGCGGAGGGCUUGGUUGUGUCCUGGUUUUUGCUCCUUCCAUAAAAUUGCCACUAGUGUUACUUGGUUAUUUGAUAUCAAUAAUAACUACAGUGUCAAUGUUGGCAGAAAUAAACUGGAUUUUGAUAGUAUCUUUGAGCAUUUCAUUUUUGAAUGUACUUUCAUUGUCACAUCCUACAUUACAUACACCUUUUUGCCAUCAUAAACUUAGUUUUAGUUUAGUUUAACUGAACUUUUAGGAAAAGCAGUUUAGAAUUAUCCGUGUAGAAUUAUCUGUGUAGAAUUAUCCGUGUAGAAUUAUCCGUGUAGAAUUAUCCAGUAUAAAUACUAUCACUAGAUCUCCAGAAAGUUUACAGUUUAGAACUGAUAGAGCUAUCCAGUAUAAAUAAAGUUAUUUUAGUUCAUGGAAAACCUAAGAUAUAUACUAAUUGCUCGUGUACUGUAUGUGUUAAUUUUCUCAUAUUAUAUAUUUUAUUUCACUGAAGGCAACGAGUGUGACACGUGCUAUAGCUACAAUGCAGGGAAUCGAGGAAGAGUCAGAGAGACGACAAACAUUGGUGAAUCAAAUGAGAUUGGAUGCAUCCAGUUCUGAAGGAAUUAAACAACUGAAAGGUAUAACAUUUUUAUUUGUAAGAAAUUAAUAGUAAAAAGUUAUGGGUGCAAGAAGGUUAUUUAAUUUCGAUAAGAUAUGAUUUCAAUGAUUGGUAAUUGACUUUUUCAGAUUAUGCUGGAGGAAACAGGUUUUCGUUGGAAUUUGAGGAGUCAAGUACAAAAUAUGAAGAUCUUUUUCAAUCGCUGGAAGAUGAAAGUCGACAUCGUCAAGUUUUGGUCAACGUAUUAGAAGAUGGUGAUGCUUACUACCAGGCCUCUUUAAAAGAAGCAACAAUUAUUGCAAACGUACGCAAUUGUCUUUCUUCUCUCUAUACUUUUCAAACUAUCAGUUAACCAUCAUUUUUGUUCAUUUCGCAUUUCACUAAUUUUUAUGUUUGCUUUUUUCCCAGGCCUAUCGUUCAUUCGGCAACAGGUUACACUCAAUGAAGAAGAAACUGGACAACAAAAUUCGAAAAUUUGCGACUGCAGAGAAAGAGGCCCCAGUUUCUGCUCCCAAAGCAUCAUUCCUUGCUUCAGGACUCUCGGGAAUCUUGGAACAGAUGAAUGAAAGUCCUGCUGGAACGCCGAGCAGGUCGGAAACAGAGAAAAACGAUGAUGCGAAAGAAGGAGAAAAGGCAGACGGAAAUGAAGGGAAUGACAAUCAGGACGAAGCUGAGGGGAAAAUUGUUGAUCCGAGUGUAGACCACGUGGAAGUUUCGGAUAUGGAACUCGAUUCCGAAUCUGAAAACGGAGGAGAUGAUACAGAACCUGGCGCUGCUCCACAAUUGUCGGACACAAACUCAAGCACAAGUGCUGUAUCAACUCCUAAACCUGUCCCAACUGGGUCAGCUGUGACCACCCUUUCACCAUCUUUGAACAUAGCUUCACCUUCUGUCCAACCCAAACCUCAAUAUGGUUACACAAUGACUGUUAAUAAUAGUGAAGGGAAUGAAACUAGUUCUCCUGCUUCACACAACUCGGCACCUUCCCCCGACGGUUCACCCGAUUUGAACUUGGAAAUCUACGAGGGACCUCCAGCAGCGAAUGCUCUGCCCAGUGACCAGCUCGGUGUAAUGACAAACCAAAGUUUCUUAGGCGGAGUUACCAACGAGCAGAAACCGGCAGCUGGUAGCCCUGGACCAAACACAAUGAACUUGCUAGCACAACUGAUGAACAAGCAAUGGCGGAACGAUGGUAGCUUUGUUGAAGGAGCAGAUAGCCCUGGACAGGGUUCGAACACGUCAAACACACUUGUACAAGACGAUAGCAAUAGAGGACCACUUAUAAAUUUACUUGGAAACUUAUUAAAUCGGCCAUUGGUUCAUUCACAGGCAAAUCAAGUUCUACAACAAGGGGAAGUAAACCAAAGUGGAGACCAGGUGGCGGAGGAGGGUAUUCAACAAGAAGCUACCAACGUGGAAUCAUUUGAUCCUGCUGUGGCUACAGAUCAAGUUGAGUCCAAGUUGACAGAUGUUGCAGAGGCAGCAUCGAAGCAUGACUCUGGGCCAAGCACAGACGAAGAAGGCGCUGCUGGAGACAACACGCCUGAACAUGGCUUGGACUUCGCUCAAGCAUCUCCAAUCAUACUACGAUCAGAUACAUUGUUUCCCCAUCCUCCGAUUCCUCCCAAUUUUUCUGGUCCUGGCCAAAUGUUUCAAAAUCGACCCCCUAUGGGAAGCCCACCGUUCGUAUCUCCUGACAGAAUGCCACGGUUCCCUAAUGAGCCUGGUAUGUUUAUGCGUGAUGGUCCUCGAAGAACUUCCAUGGAGGAACAGUUGAUGGAAGAACAACACCUUAGAUCACCUGGGAUGAGAUCCCCACGGAUGCAAGGGCCGCCUAUGGAAUGGAAUCGUGGGCCUCCAUUUGGACCCCGGGGAAAUGUUCAGCCUGUUAGAGAGAGUCGAGAUCCGCGUCUACGUCGUCGUGAGAUGAUGGGUAGGUCUACGGAGGGUCCCCCUUUUAUAGAUAGGGUUCCUCCUAUGGAGAUACGAGGUAGACCCCCAGGAAUAGGACAUCCUGCUGAUCGGGAUGGGGUUCCAACGUUUAUGGAAAGACAGGGACACGAUAUACGGAGGGAAGAGAUGGAGAGAGAGGAAAUGAUACGAAGACGUCUAUCGGUGGGUGAUGAAAGAGAUGGCCCUAUAUCUAUAGAAGAAAGGCGUAUUUGGGUGAUGGGGGAAGGUCGCCCUCCAAUGGAAAUGAGACCAGAACUGCAUGGCGAGAGGAGGGAGGGACCUUUCCCUUUUGAAAGGCAUCUUGGUGUGGAAAUAAGAGAAAGUUUCCAUCCUAUCGAAAGACAUAUAGAUGGAUCCUUACCUUUAGACAGGAGGGAAGGCCCUCACCCUCUUGAGUUACGGGGUGGUCCUCCACAUAUGAGGGGAGACAUGAAUCAUCCAGUAGAUAGACGCCAUCCCAUACAUCCCAUGGACAGACCAGACUUACCUAGAGAAAGAAGAGAACCCCUUCCCUUUGACCCCAGGGGGCCACCCAUGGACAGGACAGAACCCCACCACUUUGAAGCUAGGGAACCACCUGUUGAUCAUCCCAUGGAUAGACCUGACUGGCAUCCAACAGAGUCCAAUCCAUUUGACCAAAGAGGACCACCUAUUGAACAACUAGAUGGUUCCCACUCAACAAGGGGACCAGCGUUCGAUGGCCCCCACCCAGUGGGACAUCAAAAUGAAUUCCAUCUUCUUGAAGGCGCUCCUGACGAAGUCCCUACGUCGGAGGAAGAGUUACCUGAUGGUGAGGACCGUGGUGAUAAAUCUACAGUAGGGGUUAUGCCCCAGGAACAAAAUCCUGGGGAGGUAUUCCCCGAGGGUGGGGACGAACGUCCGCCAGUACAUAUACACGAAGGACCACACCCAAAACUGGACAAACCUGACGAUUUGCAUAAUGAAAUGAAGUUUAACCAAACUGAGGGUCCACGUCAGAAUGAACAAUUAGGUGGACCAAUGUUCCGCCCUGGUAUGAGACCCCAACUAAGACCCUUGGACGAACGGUCUAUGUUUGAUAUUCGACCAGAAUUUCACAUGGACGACCGUGGUCCAGCGUUUGGACCUCCCGGACGAAGAGACGAUAAUAGACCCAUCCGGCCUAUCGGCGGUCCGUUUGGGCCUCGCCAUGAAGGACGGGGACGUUUUCCAGGUCCCCGAAACUUUCAUCCGAACUUUGGACCCCGACAUUUUAGGCCUCGUCAUGAACAUGAAGGUGGUCGGCCUCGCUUUCACCCCAUGCGUGGUGGCCCUCGUUUAAAACGACCUGGACCACGCUUUCAUCCAGAUCCUGCUAAAAGACCGCAUUAUUGAAAUACAAACGUCGUGAUUGAUAUUUUAAUAUUAAUUUAAUCUGGAUUAAAAUGAGCCAGAUUAUCAGUUGAUUGUAUGUAAGCAAUUGUAUCAUACAUGUCUAUUCGCUAUGCUUUUAAAUAUAGAGUUUUAACUAUGAUUAAAUAGAUC
Molecule: messenger RNA, 6013 nt
Organism: Paramuricea clavata
Lineage: Eukaryota; Metazoa; Cnidaria; Anthozoa; Malacalcyonacea; Plexauridae
Source: the annotation of a GenBank genome assembly